AUGAUUGAGGAUUAUACUGGGGAUGAUGAUGAUGAUGACGACGACGACGAUGAGGAUGAGGAUGUAAGCGAAGAAGAAGAGGAAAGCACUUCCAGAACCGUUGAAAGCACAACAACCCGCUUUGGAAGAUUUAUGUCACCAUUAGCAUUCUCCAAAAUAUCGGAAACUUUAGGUGCGCUUAAUACAGUGGGACGUUAUAUAGUGAACAUGACGAGAGGAAACGAAGCUUCAAUUACCAAUAAUAACCCAUCAGAGAACGUGCCCGAUGCAAUUCUUACCUUAACAAAAAACGUGUUGGGACAGAAUAUGACGAAAACUAUUGAACCAAUGAUUAAACGCAUAGGAGUUGUUGAGACUAGAGAUGAUCCAGCAUUGCUUUCCACCACAACGUUACCACAUUCAAACAUUCUUCUAUUAAAUGCUACAAACAAUUAUUCUGGUGUUGACUCAAAGAAAUUGAAAAAGAAGAAACAGAAAACGAAACGAAAAGACCAACAACCGGUGUUGGAACAAAUAACUGAACGAGUUGAAUCAUAUUCGGAAAACCCAAAAAUUGUUGAUUAUCAAAGUAAAGAGGGUGAGAAUCGAUGUAGAACACCCGAUGGUCGUCCUGGUAAAUGCGAUGACCUUAGCAAUUGUCCGGGCUUGCUGCUGGAUUUAACACAUUUAAGGGAGUCACUUUGCUUCAAGAGUCUGUUUGUACCGGGAGUUUGUUGCCCAGUAUCUGAUAUUUCAAAUGCAUUCUCGACAACAACUCAACGCCCAUUGAAGCUAACCACACGACAAACGACAACUCGUCCGAGUUUGUUUUUGAAUCCAAUAGCGACAACUACAAAACGACCUUUAGUUCCUGUUUUCACAAUAUCAAGCACAGUGACUCAAACUCCAAGUUCCUUCGUUUCGGAUAAACUUGAAACUGUAGGCAAUUUUGUCGAUGCCGAUGAAUGCGGCCAACAGGAAUAUUCUUCGGGUCGUAUUGUGGGUGGUCUUGAAGCUCCCACUGGUCAAUGGCCCUGGCUUGCUGCGAUUUUUCUGCAUGGCCCAAAACGAACAGAAUUUUGGUGUGGUGGAUCAUUAAUUGGAUCAAAAUAUGUUUUAACUGCAGCACAUUGUACUCGUGAUUCGAGACAACGACCUUUCGCAGCUCGGCAGUUCACUGUACGAUUGGGUGACAUCGAUUUAUCAUCAGAUCAUGAACCUUCAGCGCCUGUAACUUACAAGGUCAAAGACAUUCGCGCGCAUCCACGAUUUUCAAGAGUUGGUUUUUAUAAUGAUAUUGCUAUAAUGGCCCUCGAGCAGCCUGUAAGAAAGUCAAAAUACGUGAUACCUGUGUGCUUACCUCAGCCACAUACCCCAAAGGAACGCUUAGUGGGUAGACGAGCAACGAUUGUAGGUUGGGGCACAACUUACUACGGUGGAAAGGAAUCAGCCACACAGCGUCAAGCUAAUCUUCCAAUUUGGAGAAACGAGGAUUGUAAUAAAGCUUAUUUUCAACCAAUUACUGAAAACUUCCUUUGCGCGGGAUAUUCAGAAGGAGGCGGUCCACUGAUGAUGGAAAUAGAUUCCCAUUGGAUUCAAUUGGGAAUUGUGAGCUUUGGAAACAAAUGCGGUGAACCUUCAUACCCAGGAGUUUACACAAGGGUGUCUGAAUACAUGGAUUGGAUAAGAGAGAACACAAAGGAUUAAAUUUCAAGACUACCAAAAUGAUGAUGUACAUAUUUGUGUAAUAUAAACUCACAGUUGGAAGGAAAUGUAUGAAGAAGAAUUUUUUGACAAGUAUUUUUAAAAUCCACGGGAUCUCAAUCAAAAGAAAAGGAAGACGAAGUCAUAGAAUUUAUUUAUUAAAAAAGAAAUCAUGCCACUCACUAUAUUGAAAGCUUUCAUUUCAGUUGCUUUAAGAAUAAAAUGAAAGUAAAGACAUGUUGAAAAAUUGAUCAAUAAAUCGAUGUUGAAGUAUUCGAACAAAAUUUUCUUUAUUUUCUUUUCUUCACAGAAG
This is a messenger RNA of Clunio marinus, 1996 nucleotides long. NCBI's taxonomy places the organism in Eukaryota, Metazoa, Arthropoda, Insecta, Diptera, Chironomidae. The record is from the annotation of a GenBank genome assembly.